AUGUUUGUGUGGGAGGUCUUGAGGUCUCCACUGCUUGGCCACACGGCGUUCAUCUUGCCAGAUGAGGCAACCUUGGAUCCUCAUAUUUUCGUGAAGUUCCUGGAGAAGCACCAAUGCAGCCGUACCUUGACGACACCUUCACUUUUGGCCACCAUCAUGGAUUCUUGCCACAAGGAGUUGUCCAAACUUCAUCACAUGUGCGCUUGGUUGAUGUGUGGUGAGGUCCUGCCAAUGCAAGUAGUUCGCAGCUUCAGGUCAAUACUUCCAAGGUGCAGGCUCAUCAAUGAUUAUUCCACCUGGGAAAGCGGAGACAUUGGUUAUGCCCAGGUGGCUCCCGCAGGGCGCUACGAGCCCAGUCAGGUAUUCGCCGCGGCCUGCCAAGAGAUUGCAGUGGGCAUCACUGCUUGCAUUGUUGAUCCAGACACAAAGAAGCUGGUUCCACAAGGGCUUGUUGGUGAGCUCUAUGUUGGAGGGCCUGUUCUGUCCUACGGCUACUACGGGCACAGCGACAUCACUGCUGCCAAAUUCUCCGAUGGCGUGAAUUCAGAAAUGGUGCUGGUCCUGAGUUCAAUCUUCACUCGAUUCCGAUAG
This is a messenger RNA of Durusdinium trenchii, 591 nucleotides long. The record is from the annotation of a GenBank genome assembly. Lineage: Eukaryota; Dinophyceae; Suessiales; Symbiodiniaceae.